Molecule: messenger RNA, 2060 nt
Organism: Lynx canadensis (Canada lynx)
Lineage: Eukaryota; Metazoa; Chordata; Mammalia; Carnivora; Felidae
Gene: ABCG5
Product: ATP binding cassette subfamily G member 5
Exons: 13
Coding region: 102-2060 (652 amino acids)
Biological process (GO): cholesterol homeostasis
Cellular component (GO): plasma membrane
Molecular function (GO): ATP hydrolysis activity; ABC-type transporter activity; ATP binding
Source: RefSeq, a predicted model, not a curated record
CUGUGAGGAACAAGCAGGGCACUGUGCUGCUCACUCCUCUGUUGGGGCUCCCCCAGGAAGGGUCCGGCCACCCAAAAAUUCACCUCUUCUGCCUCUUGGCCAUGACUGAACUCCCAUCUCUGACCUCUGUGGGGUCCUUGGGGCUCCAAGUAAACAGUGGCCCCCAGAGCUCCCCAGAGGAGGUUCCUACAGCUUGUUCAAGGCCUCGACACAGCCUGGGCAUUCUCCAUGCCUCCUACAGUGUCAGUCACCAGGUUGGACCCUGGUGGGACUUUACAUCUUGCCGGCAGCAGUGGGACAGGCAGAUCCUCAAGGAUGUCUCCUUGUACAUCGAGAGUGGGCAGAUCUUGUGCAUCUUAGGGAGCUCAGGCUCCGGGAAAACCACGCUGCUAGAUGCCAUGUCUGGGAGGCUGCGGCGCACGGGGACCUUCCUUGGGGAGGUGUUCAUGAACGGCCGGCUGCUGCACAGGGACCAGUUCCAGGACUGCUUCUCCUACGUCCAGCAGAGUGACACGCUGCUGAGCAACCUGACGGUGAGGGAGACUCUGCGCUAUGCAGCACUGCUGGCUGUCCGUCGCUGCUCCCCAGGUUUCCUCCAGAAGAAGGUGGAUGCAGUCAUGGUAGAGCUGAGUCUGAGCCACGUGGCAGAUCGACUGAUUGGCAAUUACAACCUUGGGGGAAUUUCCAAUGGCGAGAGGCGCCGGGUCUCCAUCGCAGCCCAGCUUCUCCAGGAUCCCAAGGUCAUGCUGUUUGAUGAGCCCACCACAGGUCUGGACUGCAUGACAGCAAAUCAGAUCGUUGUCCUCCUGGCAGAGCUGGCUCGCAGGAACCGCAUUGUGAUUAUCACCAUCCACCAGCCACGCUCUGAGCUCUUUCAGCUCUUUGAUAAAAUCGCCAUUCUGAGCUAUGGAGAGCUGGUUUUCUGUGGGACACCGGUGGAAAUGCUUGAUUUCUUCAAUGGCUGCAAUUACCCUUGUCCCGAACAUUCAAACCCUUUUGACUUUUAUAUGGACCUAACAUCAGUGGAUACUCAAAGCAAAGAACGGGAAAUGGAAACCUACAAGAGAGUCCAGAUGAUUGAAUCUGCCUACAAAGAAUCAGCAAUUUAUCACAAAACCUUGGAGAAUAUUGAAAGAGCAAAACACCUGAAAACAUUGUCAACGGUUCCGUUUAAAACCAAAGAUUCUCCUGGAGCUCUCUCUAAACUGGGUGUUCUCUUAAGGAGAGUGACAAGAAACUUACUGAGAAAUAAGCUGGCAGUGAUUAUGCGUCUUGUUCAGAACCUGAUCAUGGGUUUGUUCGUCGUUUUCUAUCUUCUGCGGGUCCAGAACGAUGUGCUGAAGGGUGCUGUCCAGGAUCGCGUGGGUCUCCUAUACCAGUUUGUAGGUGCCACCCCAUAUACAGGCAUGCUCAACGCUGUGAAUCUGUUUCCUGUGCUGCGAGCUGUCAGUGACCAGGAGAGCCAAGACGGCCUGUACCAGAAGUGGCAGAUGCUGCUGGCCUAUGUGCUGCACGUCCUCCCCUUCAGUGUCAUUGCAACCAUGAUGUUCAGCAGUGUGUGCUAUUGGACUCUGGGUUUAUAUCCUGAGGUUGCCAGAUUUGGGUAUUUCUCUGCUGCUCUCUUGGCUCCCCACUUGAUCGGUGAAUUUCUAAGUCUUGUGCUACUUGGUAUGGUCCAAAACCCAAAUGUGGUCAAUAGCAUGGUGGCUCUGCUCUCUGUUGCUGGGAUAUUUGUAGGAUCUGGAUUAAUAAGAAACACAGAAGAAAUGUCCCUUCCUUUUAAAAUCCUCAGUUACUUCACAUUCCAAAAAUACUGCUCUGAGAUUCUUAUAGUCAAUGAGUUUUAUGGACAGAAUUUCAUUUGUGGCAGCUCAAAUGGUUCUGUGACAACUAAUCCAAUGUGUGCCUUCACUCAAGGAAUUCAAUUCAUUGAGAGAACCUGCCCAGGUGCAACAUCCAGAUUCACGACAAACUUUCUGAUUUUGUAUGCCUUUAUCCCAGUUCUUGUUAUCCUAGGAAUAGUUGUUUUUAAAGUAAGGGAUCAUCUCAUUAGCAGAUAG